AUGAACGCCACCGUCGGACAAUGUGAGGCGACCCGACGUGCUGCGGCGUUGAAUCGGAUCCGUGGACCGCAGUCAGCGCUUACCGACUUUCUGGCAUCGCACAAUAUCUCUGCUGCGCAGAUCCACCUCGACCACCAACGUCGUAUUCAGGAACACGAACAGCGACAACAAGAGCAGAACGCCGGCAAUGCAGAGGACGACAAUGCAGAUGCUGCCGGUGAGGACGAGGAAGACCCGGUUGAGCGACAGAAGCGCAAGCGCAAGGAAGAGAAGACUUUGAUGAAGAUCAAGCAGAGCAAGGAGUUCAAGAAGCGCAAGUUCGAGCAGAAGAAGGAGCAUGGCAGUGAUACCGAAAUGGACGACGACGAGCUCGCCCGGAGCAUGCUCGCAAAGUCCAAGCCGCUGCCGGGUCAACUGGACAACUGUGAUAUCUGCGAGAAGCGAUUCACCGUGACUCCAUACAGCAAGACUGGCCCCGACGGCGGUCUUUUGUGUGCCAAGUGCUCAAAGGAACUCAAAGACGAGGAGAAGAAAGAUGCCCAAGCCAACAAGAAGAGAGCCAGUGCACCACGAGGACGACGUCGACAGACGGAAAGCGACCGACUGAUGGGCGAUGUCAAGCCUGGCGCCAAGAGUCUGGUCGACAUCUGUGUCCGACGAGUUGCCAAUGUCGUUCACGACAUCGACGAGUUCGGCGACAUGCCUCAGAGUGUGCUGGACCGAUUGAGCCAGAUCCUCUCCAAGCAACGAGUCCUCACACCGCGUGUUCUUGAGCUUUUCCUGCGCCCGGAUAUCGACCGCAUCGACAUCUACGAUUGCGGCAAGCUCGAGCAGGAGGACUUCCAGAAGAUCUUCGCAUACAUGCCGGAUGUGAAGUUCGUCAAUCUUCGGUUCGCCGGUCAAAUGAAGGACGGCCCCAUGCUUUACAUGGUCGACAAGUGCAAGAAGAUCCGUCACUUGCAACUCGGCGCCGCGAACCUCGUCACUGAUGAAGCCUGGCUCCAGAUGUUCCAGAAGCUGGGUCCUCAGCUCGAAAGCCUGAAAUUGUCGGAAUUGAAUGACGCCUUGGGCGACGACAUGGUCGAAGAACUCGUCAAGAACUGCCAGAACCUCAAGCGACUGAAGCUGCGGUCUUGCUCGCACAUGGGCGAAGCGUCAGUCGAUGCGCUCUGCGCCCUGACCAAACUCGAGCACUUGACUCUUGCUGUCGCCCAGCAGGAAACCUCGGCAGCCACUCUUGUCAAGCUGAUCACUGCGCUGGGCCGGAACCUUCGCACCCUCUGUCUCGAGGAUUACCCCGAACUCGACGAUUCCGUGCUGGAAGCGAUCAAGAACCACUGCAACAAGUUGACCAAACUGCGCAUUCGAGGAACUAGUCCUUGCUCCGACGCCGCGUUUGCCUGCAUCUUCGACAACAACUCCGGCAACCCGCCGCUGGUAUAUGCGGACUUGUCGGACAACCGCGACAUGGACAACAUGAACCCCGAAGGUCCACAGGACAAUCCCAUCGGCUUGGGCUCGGCUGCUCUGGAAGCUCUGAUGAAACACUCCGGGGAGCGUCUGGAACGGCUGAACCUCAAAUCGUGCCGACAUAUUUCUCACGACGCCCUGAUCAACGUCUUCGAUGGCGUCAAGCAGUACCCGGAGUUGAAGGAUAUCGACUUGUCCUUCGUCACCCAGGUCGACGAUGUGGUCAUGAACGGCAUCUUCAAGAGUUGUCCGGCGCUCGCCAAGCUGGCUGUUUUUGCCUGCUUCAAUGCACGACAGGCCAGGAUUCCCGCCGGAAUCGCCGUCGUCGGACUGCCCAAUGCGCAGGACAGCAUUGUGGUCGGUGGAGCCUUGAAUGACUGGUAG
Molecule: messenger RNA, 1854 nt
Organism: Capronia coronata CBS 617.96
Lineage: Eukaryota; Fungi; Ascomycota; Eurotiomycetes; Chaetothyriales; Herpotrichiellaceae
Exons: 2
Coding region: 1-1854 (617 amino acids)
Biological process (GO): SCF-dependent proteasomal ubiquitin-dependent protein catabolic process
Cellular component (GO): SCF ubiquitin ligase complex
Source: RefSeq, a predicted model, not a curated record